Drechmeria coniospora is the source of this 1356-nucleotide messenger RNA. RefSeq names its product homoserine O-acetyltransferase. Gene Ontology annotation, biological process: L-homoserine metabolic process. Bases 1 to 1356 code for a protein of 451 amino acids. NCBI's taxonomy places the organism in Eukaryota, Fungi, Ascomycota, Sordariomycetes, Hypocreales, Ophiocordycipitaceae. The transcript has a single exon. Gene Ontology annotation, molecular function: L-serine O-acetyltransferase activity; homoserine O-acetyltransferase activity. The record is from RefSeq and is a predicted model, not a curated record.
AUGGCCUUCCCCUGCCUCGAUGCGAUCGAGUCCCGAUCGGAAACGCUCAAGGCCGGUGCCCGUCCGAGACCGUCGUCGGGCCCCGAACCUUCCUACACCUCUGGCGUCACCCUCACCUACCAGUGUCAUAAACCGCUCGAGCUCGACUGGGGCGGCGUUCUUCCCGAGUUCAACGUCGCCUACGAAUCCUGGGGCGAGAUGAACGCGCAAAAGUCCAACGUCAUUCUCCUCCACACCGGCUUGUCGGCCUCGUCGCACGCCCACUCCACGCCGGCGAACCCUCAGCCUGGCUGGUGGGAAAGAUUCAUCGGGCCCGGCGCGCCUCUGGACACGGACAAGUAUCACAUCAUCUGCACCAACGUCAUCGGAGGAUGCUACGGCUCCACCGGCCCCGGCAGCGUCGACCCCGGUAACGGAGAAAAGUACGCGACGAGGUUCCCCAUCCUCACCAUGCAGGACAUGGUCCGCGCCCAGUUUCGCCUGCUCGACGGCCUCGGAAUCGACAAGCUCUACGCCAGCGUUGGCUCCAGCAUGGGCGGCAUGCAGUCCCUGGCCGCCGGCGUCCUGUUCCCGUCGAGGGUCGGCCGCGUCGUCUCCAUCAGCGGCUGCGGCCGCAGCCAUCCGUACAGCAUCGCCAUGCGGCACACGCAGCGCCAGGUGCUCAUGAUGGACCCGCAUUGGAACCGUGGCUUCUACUACGACGGCAUCCCUCCCCAUGCCGGCAUGAAGCUCGCCCGCGAAAUCGCCACCGUCACCUACCGCUCCGGGCCCGAGUGGGAGCAGCGCUUCGGCCGCCGAAGGGCCGACCCCGGCAAGCCGCCUGCCCUGUGCCCCGACUUUCUCAUCGAGACCUACUUGGACCACGCCGGCGAGAAGUGGUGUCUCGAAUACGACCCGAACAGUCUCCUCUACGUGAGCAAAGCGAUGGACCUAUUCGAUCUUGGCCGCGAAAACCAGCUCGCAACCCAGAGCCGGCGCGCAGCCCGCGGCAACGGUUCCCAAGCGGGCUCCCUCCUCCACUGCAGCCUCACCCUCCCUAAGACGCCGUACGAGGAGCAGCCAGAGUCUCGGGGCGACGAUGCGGCACGCAUCGAGCCCGUAUCCUCACGGCCGCCCGCCGAUCUCGUCCUCGGCCUGGCACCCCUGCGUGACACGCCCGCAUUGGUCAUGGGCGUCGCGAGCGACAUUCUUUUCCCAGCCUGGCAGCAGCGCGAGGUAGCCGAGUCGCUCAGGCUGGCGGGGAACAGAAACGUGACGCACGUGGAGCUGAGCGAACAGAUGAGCCUCUUUGGCCAUGACACAUUUCUGCUGGAUUUGAAACACGUCGGAGGGAACUUGCGCAUGUUCUUGACCUAG